This is a messenger RNA of Dentiscutata heterogama, 133 nucleotides long. The record is from the annotation of a GenBank genome assembly. Lineage: Eukaryota; Fungi; Glomeromycota; Glomeromycetes; Diversisporales; Gigasporaceae.
AUGGAAGUUAUAAUUAUGGGAUCAUUUAUUGGUGUUGAACUUUCUAAUGCAGAAAAGAAUAGUAAACGUGGUGUUCUCCAGAUACAGAAUGCAUUUAUUUAUAAUUAUGCAUGCUUAGAAGAUUCAUCUUUAA